Coffea eugenioides is the source of this 294-nucleotide messenger RNA. RefSeq names its product auxin-responsive protein SAUR21-like. NCBI's taxonomy places the organism in Eukaryota, Viridiplantae, Streptophyta, Magnoliopsida, Gentianales, Rubiaceae. The transcript is spliced from 2 exons. Bases 1 to 294 code for a protein of 97 amino acids. Gene Ontology annotation, biological process: response to auxin. The record is from RefSeq and is a predicted model, not a curated record.
AUGGGUGUUGCGGUGCCUCGAAUUUUUCCUGCUAAGCAGAUCCUAAACAGAAUUCUUGCAAAUCCAGGAGGAGGUACUACGAAAGUACCGAAAGGCCACUUUGCUGUUUAUGUAGGGGAAACUAGUUGGAAGAGAUAUGUGCUGCCAUUAUCCUACCUUAACCAUCCUUCAUCCCAGCACUUACUAAGCCAGGCUGAGGAAGAGUUUGGAUACCACCAUCCUAUGGGAGCUCUGACAAUUCCAUGCAAGGAAGAAACCUUCAUCAAUCUCACCUGUAACUUGUGUAGCCCUUAA